Molecule: messenger RNA, 3743 nt
Organism: Octopus bimaculoides (California two-spot octopus)
Lineage: Eukaryota; Metazoa; Mollusca; Cephalopoda; Octopoda; Octopodidae
Biological process (GO): regulation of transcription by RNA polymerase II; cell fate commitment
Cellular component (GO): nucleus
Molecular function (GO): RNA polymerase II cis-regulatory region sequence-specific DNA binding; DNA-binding transcription factor activity, RNA polymerase II-specific
Source: RefSeq, a predicted model, not a curated record
AGUGGUCAGUAAAGAAUUUUAAACCACAUUUUGGACAAUACAGAAAAACAAACCAAAAUAUUUACACUCACACACACACACACAUACACAUGCACAAAUACAUAAAAACACACAUGCACACAUACACACAAACAUAUGCACACACAUAGAACUACACUUAAACAUGCACAUGCUCCCACAAAAUCCAUUAAUACCACCACCACCACCAUAACAACAACAACAACAACAACAACAACAGCUGCAAGAAUCAGUGCAUCAUCAACAACAACUACCAUAGUCACGAAACAAUGACGAUCGAUAACAACAACAACAACUGCAACAAUAAAAAGAAUAACAACAACACCACCAUCACCACCACCACCAACAACAACAAUAAUGAUGAUAUAAAUAAUAAUAAUAAUAAUAAUAAUAAUAAUAACAUCAACAUCAACAAUAUGAGUAGCAACAACAACAAUAAUCACAAAACAACAACGAUCAAUAACAAUAAAAAUAAUCGCAACAACAAUAACGAGAACAACGACAAACAACAACAGUAACAAUAAAAGCAACAUACCAACAACAACAACAACAACAACAGCAACAAAACGGUAAGGAAAGCAUAUAAAGAUCAGAGCGGUGUCAUCUAACAUGGCACUACCCCCUACCCACUCCCUCCACCACUUGACCAAGAUCGGAAUAAACAAGGAAUCCUACUUCACACUAAAAGACGAAGCUUAAACUUGCUGGAUUCUAUAUUCCUCCCGUCAGCUGGAUAGUGGCGCUACCGAAGUUGGGUCCAAUUUUGGGUAUAUAAACCUUGAAACUUUGACUUGCUCCUUAAAUUGAAUCUGAUGACCAAACUCUCAGCACUGAUUAUGUCUUCUAAACGCAAAAAUACACCCACCAAGCUCUAUAAGGAUAACAUAAUACUUGAGCGGUUACAUUCUGACACAUCCGAAUGUGAUAACAGCAAUUUAGACAGCGAAGGCGAAACUGAAAUAAACUAUUCGGCACGUUUUCUCUCGAAAUCUGAUAGUAGUGAAGAUUUUCAUGAUUCCGACAGCGGUUCGGACAAGCCGCCAAACAAGAAGCAACGAAUUCUUCAAAGUAUAAGACACGACUCGGAAUCCGAGCCCGAAACUGAACUUCAACAUAACGUCACAACAAAACCCAACGCUGGGCUGCAUCGAAAAUCCAUGGAAAGCGUAUUGCAAAGACUCAACUCCAAAUCUCCUGGAGUUCAAAAUUCUGACAUUGAGCGAACAAGUCCGCUCGGAAGCGCUGACCACGAAGGAGGAGUGCUGGAAAAUGUCAGUGCUUUACUCCGAGGAAAAGGGUCCAUACAAGAUAAAUCAAAGAAAAUCGUUGAUAUGAUUUCGCAACUCCAGAAAGUGAACGAAAGCUUGAAAAAACAAGGCGAAAAUAUCAGGACAGAAGAUAGUAACGGUACAGCUCAAAAGUCAAGUGCACCAGUUUCAACGCCUGUGAUUAGUCAGUCAUGUUCUUCAUCGAAAAUCUCCUCACCAAUCAGCGUGGAAUCACGCCGCGUCUCAUCUUCUCCUCACAUUGCUACCUCACCAUACCACUUGACCGCAGCAUCAAUACCCAGAACAUUGCCUUCCCCGAGUCUUCAGCACCAUAGUCCUGUGUCAUCUCCUCACGCCAAUCCUGCAAUGGCCACCACUGCUACGGCUGUACAGGCCAACAACAUCUGGGCAAACAACUCAACCGGAUACAACUCGUCCGUCGCAGUAGCAGCAGCAGCUGCUGUUGCUGCCGCUGCUGCUGCCGCUGCCAGUGACCAAGACAUGCCCUUAAAUCUGUCCAAGCCAAGAUAUGAAAUGAAGCUGGAGAAAUCUUCAUCCGAAGACUCUGUAAAUCUGAGUGCCUCUCAGUCAAAGGUAGAAGCUAUUAUAACUCCACCCCCCGCUCAUAGUAACCAUCAACAACGUCUGCCAUUAACAUCUUCCCCUACAGAAAUGUCCGCUUUGGUUGGUAGCCGGACACCUUUUGGGGUUGCUCCACCGCCUCAGUACGUGAGCAGCCCGUACCUUGGUCUUCCUAACCAUGCUGCAGUUCCUGUUGGACUGUCCCUCAAUAAUCUUUCACCACAUACAACAAGUUUAAAUGGGAAACCUUCACCGUCGGAAUCAGAAAAGGAUUUCUUCUAUUCACAGGACAGUUUGGUCCAAGAGGUUCUCGUCAGACAGCUCUCUCAGUCUGUUAACAACCAAGUAUUUCCAAUGCACUUACCCAUGUAUGCAGUUCCAUCAACAACAAUGCCACAAUUAUCGCAGCUGGCUGCAUGCAAAGACAACAGGGUUAUGAUGCCAGCAGAGAUGGCCCAUGAAGAGAAUCACACCUAUGUCCAACAUUUGCAGAGCAAAAUGUUUGGUGCCAAAAUCAUCCGUGCUCAUAAAGAGAAGCCUGACCCAAGCAAGCCCCAUGUAAAACGACCAAUGAAUGCAUUCAUGGUGUGGGCAAGAGAAGAGAGAAGGAAAAUUCUGAAAGCAUGUCCUGACAUGCAUAAUUCUAACAUUAGCAAGAUUUUGGGGGCCAAAUGGAAAGCUAUGUCUAAUGCUGAGAAACAACCGUAUUAUGAAGAACAAUCUCGUCUAAGCAAGUUACAUAUGGAGAAACAUCCAGAUUACCGGUAUCGACCAAGGCCAAAAAGAACAUGCAUAGUAGAUGGGAAGAAACUGCGGAUAUCAGAAUAUAAAGCUUUGAUGAAAAGUCGAAGACAAGACAUCCGACGAGUUUGGUACAAUGAAAGUGGAACAACUUAUGUGGAAGAUGUGGCAAUGCUGAACAAAUCUCUAGGAAAUGAAAUUUCGUUAGAAAAUAGUAAAUAUGGCACUCUUUGGCCAGGAAGUGAAAAUAGCUCACCCUAUGACACCAACCAAUUACUAGGGUCCAAUAUGUCUGGUAAAGAUGGCAAAGAUUCAGAAUUCCAGGGUAAACUCAAAUCUGAUGAAACAAACAGUGAAGAUGGAGAUGGCAGCGACAUUAACGAUAUUAUGUCCGAUGUGAGUCUGGACGCUUCAUACAGCACGGCUGGCAGCAAUAGUUCACACAUGCAGCUCGGCGAAGUUGCAGCAUCUGUAUCAUAGCCAACAACAUCAAUACACAACAGAACCUGAAUUUAAUAGGACUGACUGUCUGUCUGUCUGUCAGUGUGUGUGUGUGUGUCUGUCCGUCUGUGCUCUCUGAUUUGACAAUAUGGCCCAAGGUGACUGAAACUCUGAGCAGGCCAUGACAAAAAAGUAGGGAAAAACAUGACAUUUGGAAAGAAAAAAAAAGAUAAAAUAUUGUAUAUGUGUGUGUGUAUGUAAGUAUAUAUAUAAAUAUACAUACAUCUAUAUAUAUGUAUGCAUAUAUACACACACAUUAACAGAUUUGUACAUUCACAUGUAUGUGCAAGCAGAAAUGCCUAUAUAUAUAUUUACAUAUAUAUUGACAGAUCAUCCAUAUAUAUAUAUAUAUAUUCUUCCAGACUAUUGGAACUGGUUUCUUCUAUUAAACAAACAAACAAAUAAAUGAAAGAAAUUUAAGAAAUUAAGUAAUGAUGAUAAUAAUAAUAAUUAUUAUUGGUAUUAUUAUUAUUAUUAUUAUUAAAACAAUUGCAAUUAUAAACAAAAAAGAUUUAUAAGUGGACAAAGAGAUGAUUGGAAAUGGAAAAGAAUGUUAAACUUUAAAAAGAAAUCUAAAUAAAUAAUAUCAAUAAAUUAUAAUAAAAAUAAUAAAAUUAAUGAUAAUAAUAAUAA